AUGCAGUUCUUGAAUUUCUUCUCCUUUGUCGCCGCCGCGACAGCGGCUGUAACAGUCCGUCGUGACGCCGGAGCGGUCGAUUCCAACCUUCAUAGCAGAGCUCUGUCCUGCAACGCUUGCGUAACCACUGUGAAGGGCUCGUCUACAACAAUUUGGGGCCCUUUUCCAUUCUCGUUCGAUAACGGAGGACCGGUCACGGACACGAUCUACGAGCGCUGUACUGUUACGAUCGACCGCAAGAACGCGACAGACUGUAGCAAGUGGGCCGUGAGGGCUGGGGGUGCGUGUGGAGAUAUCACCAAGCAACAGAUUUGCUGA
Messenger RNA from Colletotrichum aenigma, 318 nucleotides. RefSeq lists its product as uncharacterized. Lineage: Eukaryota; Fungi; Ascomycota; Sordariomycetes; Glomerellales; Glomerellaceae. The record is from RefSeq and is a predicted model, not a curated record. The transcript has 2 exons. The coding region runs from base 1 to 318 and encodes 105 amino acids.